AUGAGGGAAAAGCAGUAUGAAAAGAGAGCCCGUUACAAGAGCCAGGGUGCAGAGGGAGUGGGAGCUGUCAUAACCUACUCAGGCUGCAUCACACAGAUGUUCUUUUUCCUACUCUUUGCUGGAUCAGACAACUUUCUACUGGCUGUGAUGGCCUAUGACCGAUUCGUGGCCAUCUGUCACCCCUUGCAUUACAUGGUCAUCAUGAAACCCACCUACUGUGGGCUGCUGGUUCUGGUGUCCUGGAUGAUGAGCACUGUGAAUUCAUUAUUACAAAGCUUAAUGAUGUUGUGGCUGUCCUUCUGUAUACAGGUGGAAAUCUCCCACUUUUUCUGUGAAAUCAAUCUGGUGGUCCGACUUGCCUGUUCUGACACCUUUCUUAAUGACAUGCUGAUUUGUUUUGCAGCUGGAUUGUUGGGUGGUGCUUCCCUAGCUGGGAUCCUUUACUCUUAUUCUAAGAUAGUUUCCUCCAUACGUGGGAUCUCAUCAGCUAAAGGCAAAUAUAAGGCAUUUUCUACCUGUGUAUCACACCUCUCAAUUGUUUCCUUAUUUUAUUGUAUGAGCCUAGGAGUGUACCUUAGCUCCGCUGCUACCCAGAGCUCCCACUCAAGUGCUGUAGCCUCGGUGAUGUACAUGGUGGUCACGCCCAUGCUGAACCCCUUCAUCUACAGCCUGAGGAACAAGGACAUAAAAGUUGCUCUGAAAAGAAUCGCUGGGGUGCCAGUGAUGUAA
Molecule: messenger RNA, 729 nt
Organism: Suricata suricatta (meerkat)
Lineage: Eukaryota; Metazoa; Chordata; Mammalia; Carnivora; Herpestidae
Product: olfactory receptor 7A10-like
Exons: 2
Coding region: 1-729 (242 amino acids)
Biological process (GO): G protein-coupled receptor signaling pathway
Cellular component (GO): membrane
Molecular function (GO): olfactory receptor activity; G protein-coupled receptor activity
Source: RefSeq, a predicted model, not a curated record